AUGUGCGAUGAACUGAGAUUCUCUCCGCUGGAGGGAAAACUGAAAUUUUUUCUGAACUCACUUCCGAUCUGUGCCUGUGACGUUGAUGGCAGCAGCGACAUUCAGUGUAUCAAACUAUCUAAUAUCGAUGGCGUGCUCGGUAAAAUUGCAGUAAACGAUACCGUAUACCUACUUUACGUGAAGGAAUCGUUCCUUGCACUAGAUAACCUCGAUUACAAAAUCUAUCGUAUCAAAAUUAUCGAGAGCGCAAAUCUUACGAACAUCGAGGAGUUUUGUAAGAGAAAAAUGCUUAAAACAAAAGAUAAAAAAAUUUUGAGGCUAGCGAAAGAAGAUUUGGUGGCUGCAGUAUCACAUAAAAGCAAGGAAAUGGAAAAUCUUGUGAAAUUUUUGAACGACUCUCCGCUCUAUUUCACAAGAACUGAGGUGGAAGACACAAAAUUUUUAUGGAAUAAAUUUUUGCGAACGAACAUGGCUAAUGCACAAAACCAAACAGGAAUUGUUUAUUUGUACACCGGAUACUUCAACGUGAAGGCUUGCUCGAAUUUUGAGUACAUUCUUCUCUCGUUCAUUUCGAGUAAUCGAGUAGGUCCGCGUUAUUUUUCCCGUGGGGUUGACGUGGAGGGAAAUGUUUCAAACUUUGUCAAGAGCAGGUAUUUAGUAGUCAAAAAUGGCAACGUGAUAACAAACGUCAUUAUUUACAGAGGAAGCGUGCCUGUAUACUGGGAGCAAACAGGGAGUUUAAGGGAGCUCCAGUGCAACGAAAAGGACAGUUUCCGAGCUUGUUUCAAGCAUUUUUAUAAUAACUUUCGAGACAGCGAGCAAAUUGAGGAUGGAAACCGAAACGAUGUCGGUGUUUGCAAAUUUUCGGAUAAAAAUAGAGAUGAGUCCCUUGACAAAAGCUCAUUCACCCAGCAGAUAUGCCAUUUCAACAACAUCCUGGUGAUAAAUCUACUAUCGAACAAGAAGAGCGAGCAGAAGUUAAGUAUAAUGUACAAAGAACUGCUGAAAAACUUGAAAAUAGAAUAUUUUGAUUUUAACCUCAACAAAUACCAUCUGAACUAUAAGAAGCUCAAGCAUCUCUUUAUCACAGAGCUCCGUACCAAAAUAGGUUCUAUAUUAGAAAAAAUGAAAAUCAAUAACAAUUAUAAUAACAAGAUAAUUUUUAGAGUGAAUUGCUUGGACUGUCUUGACAGGACAAACCUUGCAUCAUAUCUUAUAUGCGAUUACUACCAUACACAAAUGGAAAUACCCAAGGAUCACUUAAAAACACUUUUCCAGGAGAAUGGAAAUGCCAUCAGCUUAUUUAACGCAGGAUCGAACGCGCUGAAAAACGAGCUAGCAGUCAAAGAAAAGAGGAGUAUAAAGGGGCUUUUCGACGAUUUCUACAUUUUUACCAAACGCGUGAUUUGUGACAAGUUUAAUGAUAAACAAAAAAUGGAAAUGAUAGACACAUUUUUAGGCCGUUCAAAGAUAAACGAACCAGAAGAGGAAUCAGCACAAAAAAAUUAUACCGAAACCACCACAUCAAACGACCCAUUUCACAACCACCUAACAGACCUACAAAGAGCCGAGGAUCACGGCUCUGCAGCAGCAGAACUGCAUGACAUGAAUGGAAACAUUCUAUCAAACAACGACAUAUGCGCAAAAAAUGCAGAAGAACCUCCUUGUAACGAAGAAACAACGCUUCUCGUCACCAUAAAAGUUGUUUCCAAACACGAUUUUGAUAACCUGGAUCUACAACCCAGUAUGAACAUUCGAUUUAUAAUUAUUUGCGUGAACAAAGUGGUAUCAUCUCUAAAAUCAGUAUUUUCUGAGGAAGAUAUGACCUACAGAAUCAAAAACUUUGUGCUUAUUUCGAAAAAAUCGUAUUUCAACAAUCACAUCCUCAUUUUCAGUAGGAUGGAUGAGAUAAAGAACAUACAUAGCAUAGAAUACGUUGAGAGAAAGAGGAAUUUGCAGUUUACAAAAAAGAACUGUCUGCUUGCCGUGAAAUAUGUUUAUAGAGACAAACACAUAAUCCUGUACAAUGUCAUAAUGGAUAAGUUGUACAAUUUGGAAUUUUUUCAGCAGAAUGGCUGCGCACAAGCGGACAUAUUCUUCCUAACCGGUUUUUUCUUAAGUAGUAAAGUUUUAGAAAUAUUUAAGAUUUUGAACUUAAGCAGUAUCACAAGUGAUAAUUGUAUAAAGACAGGCUUUAAAGGAAACGUGUUCAUCAAAAAUUAUACCGAGAAUGAAAAUGCCACCUUCGUUGAGUUCACCAUGUAGUUAAAUACGAGCAGGUCUGCCGUUCAGUCAGUAGUAAUUCAUUUUAUUACCGAUAAAUGAACGUAUUAAAC
This is a messenger RNA of Vavraia culicis subsp. floridensis, 2336 nucleotides long. RefSeq lists its product as uncharacterized. The record is from RefSeq and is a predicted model, not a curated record. Bases 1 to 2265 code for a protein of 754 amino acids. Gene Ontology annotation, molecular function: phosphatidylinositol-4-phosphate phosphatase activity. NCBI's taxonomy places the organism in Eukaryota, Fungi, Microsporidia, Pleistophoridae. The transcript has a single exon. Gene Ontology annotation, biological process: phosphatidylinositol dephosphorylation. Gene Ontology annotation, cellular component: endoplasmic reticulum.